AUGUCAACCACGGACUUGAAUCACCUUGGCCACGCCACGGUUGUGGUGACAAUUUUGUUUAUCGUUCUGACUGGCUUGGCCGUUGGUUUACGCCUCUCAGCCAGAAGAGUUAAUCGCGCCCCUUUGGGGUGGGAUGACUGGUUCAUCAUACUGAGCACAGUGCUGUACUUUGGCUUCUGCGCGAAUGGCCUCGUGAGUGUCUACACGUUUGGAGGCGGACAACAAUACGCCGACCCGCAAGAAAGCCAGCGAAAAUAUGUCGCCUACAUGAAGUCAACAUACGCGGUGCCUCCUCUAUAUGCCAUAACAGUCACUCCAAUUAAGCUCUCGAUGUGCUUUCUUUACCGUCGCAUCUUCCCAGUGCACGUCUUCCGUCUGGCCAUCUACACAAUCAUUGCUGUUUGCAUGGCCUGGUUCGUCGCUGUGACUAUCAGCUCUUUUCUGUAUUGCAUCCCCAUCGAGUAUUUCUGGGAUAAGACGGUCGAUGGACACUGCUUCAACUUUUCCGUGUACUUCCUUGUGGCCGAACUCCUGGAUAUGCUCAUUGAUGCUGCGAUCAUCGGAUUGCCAAUACCGACCGUGCUGCGGCUGCAUAUGAGUCUGCGGAAACGACUUGCGCUGGCGAGUAUUUUCCUGCUCAGUACUUUCAUUUUGGUCGUCGGCACCAUCCGAAUCAUCUAUCUUUACAAUCCCAGCGAUGAUAUCCUUCCCCUUGCUCGAGCAGUCCUCUGGUCGACCAUCAACCUCGGGGUGGCCAUCAUCUGCGCCUGCCUCCCGACAUACCCACCCAUACUCGUCAAGUUUGGCAGCGCAUUUACUUCCCUGCGGAGUCGACUCACUUAUGGGAGUAAGGGCUCUCGCAACUCGAUUGAGGAGCAAACGGAGACAGCUGGAACAACGACUAGAAGUCUUUAUGGAGGAAGGGAGAAGUACCGGGCGCACUUGAACAAUUCCGCUAGUGAUAUCUAUCCCUUAACGCAGAUCACUGUCGGUAAGGGGGGGAGGGAAACAGCGGGCAUCAGGGUUGACCGGGAGAUUGAUAUGGAUGUUGUAGAAUGUUAG
Messenger RNA from Aspergillus mulundensis, 1062 nucleotides. RefSeq lists its product as uncharacterized. The record is from RefSeq and is a predicted model, not a curated record. The transcript is spliced from 3 exons. Lineage: Eukaryota; Fungi; Ascomycota; Eurotiomycetes; Eurotiales; Aspergillaceae. Bases 1 to 1062 code for a protein of 353 amino acids.